AUGAUGUGUAUUACGAAAUAUUUUAAUCUUAACAGAACACUUUUGUUGACUAUAGGCUUGUGGCCAUAUCAACAAUCAAAACUUGACCGACUUCGAUUUAUUUUCUUCCUCGGUAUUUUGAUAACCGCUACUUUAUUUCAAUUUACUACAUUUUUUAGUUCAAAAUGCACCGCUAACUUCAUUGUCAAAGUUCUAUCUAACGCGCUCAUUUUUAUAAUUUUUGUAAUACACUACACCUUUUUCGCCAUUAAUAUCGAAACAGUGAAAGAUUUAUUGACACAACUUCAAUAUGUGUACGAUGAAAUAAAAGAUGAAUGUGAAAACGCUAUCGUUGAAAAAUAUAAUUCUAAUGCGAAACUUUAUACGAAAACGCUUACAGCAGUCAGUAUUUGUGGUGCAUUUGCUCUUAUUAUCGCACAACUUUGGUCAAAUAUAAUUGAUGUUAUUUUACCGAUAAACAUAUCUCAACCACAUCGCUUGCCGAUUAUGACAGAAUAUUUCGUGGAUCAAGAAAGAUAUUAUAUUUUAAUCUUCCUGCAUUUAAAUGCAGCAUUUUGUAUAGGAGUGGCUGGAAUGUUAUCAAUCGGAACAUUGUUUAUUGCAUAUCUUGAACAUAUCUGCGGAUUGUUUAAAAUUUCUAGUUAUCGCAUUAAACGCGCAAUGAGAGUUAAUGUGUUGCAAAAUAUUAAUCCGAAGAAUGAUGUAUUGAUAAUAGAAGAAAUAAGAUGUGCCGUGGUUAUACAUCGGCAAGCUAUGAAAUUAUCCAAAGCUUUGGCAUCCAAAUUUCAAGCAAUGUUAUUCUGCUUAAUCGCAACAGGAGUAAUAUCACUGAGCCUCAAUCUCUUUCAGCUUUUUCAGAUUGCAACGAAUGGAGAUAAUGUCGAUGAAAUUUUAAUUCUUUUUGUACUUGUAUUUAUCAGUAUUUUAUAUAUGUUCUGCGCCAACUAUCUCGGGCAAAAUCUGACAAAUCAUAAUAAUUAUGUAUUUGUUUCCGUGUAUAACGUUCAGUGGUAUUUAGCUCCUUUAUGUGUACAGAAAAUAAUACUGUUUCUGUUGCAAAAAAACUCCCAAGAGUUUACUAUAAGUGUUUGUGGAUUAUUUAUCGCAUCAUUAGAGGGUUUUGCAACGCUGGUGAAAACUUCGGUCUCAUAUUUUACUGUCAUAUAUUCAGUGCAGUGA
Molecule: messenger RNA, 1179 nt
Organism: Cataglyphis hispanica
Lineage: Eukaryota; Metazoa; Arthropoda; Insecta; Hymenoptera; Formicidae
Exons: 9
Coding region: 1-1179 (392 amino acids)
Biological process (GO): sensory perception of smell; detection of chemical stimulus involved in sensory perception of smell
Cellular component (GO): plasma membrane
Molecular function (GO): odorant binding; olfactory receptor activity
Source: RefSeq, a predicted model, not a curated record